AUGGCCGCCCCUACUGGCACUUCCAUGCUGAGCGCCCUGCUCCAGCUUCCCCUGGCCCCGUUCUCGGGGAAGUGCUCCGCGCCUUCGGCGGUCCACAUGACCGCCCGCCGCGCACCGACGCCCGUGCUGGCCGCCAAGGGCUACAACGUGCAGAUCGUGGUGGACGAGAACGAGGGGGAGGACUCCAUCUUCCGGCGCUUCCGGCGGGAGGUGAUGAAGGCCGGCCUGCUCCAGGAGAUCAAGCGCCGCCGGCGGCACGAGAACACCAAGGACAAGAAGAUCCGCAAGGCCCGCGAGGCCGGCCGCCGCAACCGCCGCAGGCGUAUGAUGGAUGAUCGUAGGUUCCCCGAAGACGAGGGAGACUCAGAGGCUGUGAGAACCCGCCGCGACGAGGACAACGACAACUGGGAGGUUAGCGGUAUUCUGUGA
Molecule: messenger RNA, 429 nt
Organism: Triticum turgidum subsp. durum (durum wheat)
Lineage: Eukaryota; Viridiplantae; Streptophyta; Magnoliopsida; Poales; Poaceae
Source: the annotation of a GenBank genome assembly